Molecule: messenger RNA, 4700 nt
Organism: Epinephelus lanceolatus (giant grouper)
Lineage: Eukaryota; Metazoa; Chordata; Actinopteri; Perciformes; Serranidae
Product: CD81 protein-like
Cellular component (GO): plasma membrane
Source: RefSeq, a predicted model, not a curated record
GUCUCGGAGCUGAAGUCAGGAUUCCCAGUUGAGAUUCAGACCGUUACACGCCGAGAGACCGACACCUGGCCUGCGUCUGCCGCCGUCCUGCUCACUCUGUACCGAAUAUAACCGACUAACGGUCCGCCAUGGGAGUCGAAGGCUGCACCAAAUGUAUCAAGUACAUGCUUUUCUUCUUCAACUUCAUCUUCUGGCUUGCAGGAGGUGUAAUCCUGGGUGUGGCCCUGUGGUUGAGACACGACCCCCAGACCAGCAACCUGCUGGAGCUUGAAUUAGACGGCAGCCAUGCCCCCAGCACUUUCUACAUCAGUGUCCACAUCCUGAUUGCUGUCGGCGCAGUGAUGAUGGUGGUUGGUUUCCUUGGCUGCUAUGGCGCCAUCCAGGAGUCCCAGUGUCUAUUAGGAACUUUCUUCGCCUGCCUGGUCAUCCUGUUCGCCUGCGAAGUUGCAGCUGGAAUCUGGGGCUUCAUGCACAGAGACACUGUGUCAAAGGAGAUGAUCAACUACUAUGACUCCGUGUACGAUAAGUUUGCAACAGACACCGCCCUGAACCAGGAGAGCGCAAAGGCUACCGCCUCUGUGCUCAAGGUCUUCCACGAGACGCUGAGCUGCUGUGGGAAAGGCAAGGGGACCUCCGUAUUCUCAAAGUUAUCAGACGCAUUAGGCCUGACUGACAUCUGCCCCAAGUCUAAAACAGAUGAUUGCCACACGAGGAUCAAUGAAUUGUUCUCAGAGAAGAUCUACCUGAUCGGUAUCGCCGCUCUGGUGGUUGCAGUUAUUAUGAUCUUCGAGAUGAUCUUCAGCAUGGUGUUGUGCUGCGGGAUCCGCAACAGCCCGGUGUACUAAAGCGACGGGCCACCAGCCUGCUCGCCAAUGAAGGAAGGAUGACCUCUCCGUCUCCGUCUCAUUCUUUUCCUUUUCUUUUAUAAGCAGGAAACGUUGCAUAUAUUGCUUGCUGGAUUUAGUCAGCUCUUUGAGAAGACAACGUAAACCAUCCUCCAUUGAGCAUUUUAAUUACACUGUCAACUAUUUUUUUGUUAGUCACAGAUGCUGUUAUGCAUAUUUGACCAGUGCUAUCCUAACCUGAUAUGUAGAUAUUAUAUCACACUGUCACACAUGAAUGACAUUCACCAGUUUCGGUGCUCUAAUCCUUUAGUGACGCAUUAGUUGUUUACUGCUUCCUUGCCUAUGAACAUGCUCUUAUAUUCUUUGUUUUAUGGAUGUUUUUUUUUUCACUGUUUUAUGUAUAAACUGUAUAUAAAUAUAUAUAUUAACAGUGCUUUAUGACUGCCUAAGCAUGGAAAUUGUAUUACAGUAGAUCCUUCUCCUGUAUUCUUCCUGCACUCUCUGCUUGUUUGUCUUGCUCUAGACUGAACCAGAUGAUGGUGUAUACGACCGGCACUAGUGAAGCACUAGUGUCACUAGUGUUGGCUUCACCAUGCCACAUAGAGGUGAACACACACGAACACACGUCCCUGUCCUACAGACCAUUGUCUUGGUUCACACCCACACUGCUGUGUGAUGUCUGUAGGAACUGACUAAAGAAGGAAUCUCAGUUAUUCUUGGAAGCUGGAACCAAAGUCAAAGUGACCUGAUGUCUGUCAUUUUGGCCCUCUGGAAUUAUUCGUUGAUCUGUCUUUAGCUGUUUGUCAUUCAUCAUGUGUCCAAAAUUGUCUGAGUGCUCAGUUGCAUAAAACGUUUAAGGAAAGUGUUUCCCUCAGUAGUUGUCUUUAGAUUAUCCUGAGAUAUAAUGAAGUCAAUUCAGACGUAGGAGUAACCACCUACAUCUCAAAUUUUGUCAAAAGCCUUAAUUGUGUAGUUAAAAAAAGGCUUUUCGUUGUGAGUAUUGAACAUGUAAUGUCUGAUUUUCCCAAACAACAACAGGAGUAGCCAGGACGGAAACGUAACUAGCUUUUCCUGGACUGAGAAGUCAUUAUUUCAUCUUAGGAAUUUGUUUAAAAUUUCUGGAAACCUCCUUUGGUGUAUUUUUUUAUGUGAGAAACCAUAACAUUAAGAUGAAUCUAAAAACUUAGAGGUUUUAUACAACUGUGCCCUUAUUUGUGGAGGCAGCUCACUUAACACUCAAACCAUUUCUCCCAAAUCAGAAAAGUCCAAUUGAAAUAUGACCCAUAAUGUUUGGCUGACACUCCUGUUGCGUCCAUGUUUUGGUCUUGCGCUUUUUUCCACCAAACGUUGACCAUCACCACAUCGGCCAACUGUUCCUGGUUGGUGAAAGUCCAGCCCGUAUUCAGUGUAACGGCAGAAAGAGUCUUGGUUUGGUGUUCUGAAUCUGGGUUGCCUUGUCUGGUUGAGUCUAGUCCUGUUUCGUCUGACCUGGUUGUGUCAUUGUACUCGCCCUCUGGCUUCACAGCCUACUAACCCUUCCUCGUUGUCCCCAUUCAUGUAAUUGCUCCCAGUGCAGGGCAAGAACAGGGUGAAAGCAGCUCGUCUGUCCCGAGCCACCCAGUGGUUAGCACCAAGCUUGUUACCCCCUUGCUUAUGUUGCUUGGCUGUUGGUUUGGCCCUGUAUGCACCCCCGAACAGUUUAAGCUAGUGUGUUUGCGUGCACAUACAGAACAGGGGCAGACACAAAAUCAUGAACACCAGUGCAGUUGAAUCAAACUAUGUGCGAGAUGAAUGGAGGCCCAUUCCUGCCAGAAAGACUAAUUAAUGAAAAACUAGUAACGAUUAAAGAAGAUUUAUGAGGGAUGCAGGGACUUCUGGAAUCCCCCUCAAACCACAAGUUAGGGCAACCCAGUUGCCAGAAUAAGUCUUGGUGUUAUAAGUUUCUGCAAAUGCAGAUGUUACAUUUAUACAUCUCAUAUAUAGUUGAUUUGUUGUAACUUUCAAUUUUAUGUUGUGACCACACUGUGGUUAACAGGGUUUAGGCACAAAAAACAUGGCAGGAAAUGUAUUGACCUUUCAAUUAAAACAAAAACAAAAAAAAUUGUUGUUUAAAAAACAGCUGGGAAAGUCCCGACCUUCUGUUAAAAAAUACCCACUUUUGUCGCUAUAGUCGCAAUUUGCAACUACGAACAUGGCCGGAAAUGUCCCGACCUUCCGUUAAAAAAUACCCACUUUUGUCGCUACAAUCAUCGGUGGAAAUGUCCCUACCUCAUGUUUUUUUUUUAAACUUGUAGCUAACAACACAGCUGGAACACAGCUCAUGGCUGAAAAUAUCCCAACCUCCCGUUAAAAAAUACCCACUUUUGUCAUUGUGAUCAUGGCUGGAAAAGUCCCGACUUUGCGUUAAAAAAUACCCACUUUUGUCGCUGCAAUCUUCAGUGGAAGUGUCCCUACCUCUUUUUUUUUGUUUUGUUUUUUGUUUUGUUUUUUUACUUUCUUCUAGCUUUUAGUUAAAAAACACAGCUGGAAAUGUCCCAACCUUGCGUUAAAAAAAUACCCACUUUUGUCGCUGCGAUCAUGGCUGGAAAUGUCCCAACCUCCCCUUAAAAAAUACCCACUUUUGUCACUGCGAACAUGGCUGGAAAUGUCCCAACCUCCUGUCAAAAAUGACCUGCUUUUGCUGUUCGUUGGUCUGGAACAGUGGUUGCUGGUGUCUCACCUAGGCGUCACAUCAUGCACCAUCCCCUCCUGAUGAGAAACUCGUUUCACGUGUAAUCUGAACUACAUAACUUUAGAAAGUGUUGAUAUGAAAUGUAACAUAGCUGUGGUGUGCAAAAAACUUACAUCAUUGUAUUCUGGUAACUGGGCUGCUUAUAGUAUCUUCUAAUUAAUAUUCUAAUAUGUUAUUACGUUUGUUUCACUAAUUAAUUUCAGGGCUGUUGUAUCAGACUGUAUUAGAUUUUACAGGUGUUCGUGAUUUUGUGUCUGCUCUCUGUAAAUGCGUCUGUAGCUGUCUAUGGGUGAUCGCAGUGGUAGUAUUUGUACUAGUACAGGGCAGCGCAGUCACAUUACCAGCUACAGUGUUGACCACAAAUCAGUCUUAACUGCCCCGCUGAAGUUCAGCCAAUCAGAGCGCUCCCACCGGGCAUCUGACCACGCUGUUCAUUCGGCCCCGCAGGGUUCUCACUCCACCACGUAGGCUUCGAAGUAUUUUGUCCUGAGGUCUGUUCCUACAAGAUCCUGCUGCCGCUGACACUAACGCAUAACUGCACAGCACCGCAGUGCUCUAAGUUUCACGCAUCCUAAACACACACACACACACACACUCACAUUAAAUCAUAUCAUCUUGUGUAACCCUUCAUAUUAUCACAGCUUUUGUCAACCAACUAAAAACCUUGUCUUGUUAACAUCUCAUACUUAAACUGAGAAACAGUAAAAGUGUCUUGUAAUAUUUACAGCUCUGACAUACUAACGAAAAUCAUGAAGGCUGUAGAAAGACAAUGUAUGCCUUUUUUCUUCUUGUAUUGUGAUAUCUGUGUUUGGUACGUUGUCAAAAGGAGUCUCGACAGAAAGGGUGGAAGAUUUUGUGGCAGUGGCGACUGACAGGAGUCGAACCUUCAACACAUCAGCUAGUUUCUCCCCACUGAAAAAAAAAGCAUGACAGCUUCCAUCAGUCAAGUAUUCCCCAGUGAUGAGGACACUAGCGGUGUUUCUCUGACAGUACUGCCCAUGUUGCUGCCUUUUUAAUUUGGGACCCACUGCCACAUAAAUCUCAGCCCCUCUCUACUCUGUAGACUUUGGUUUGCCCAAAUAUAAAGGGAUUAAAUGUAUUUUACAAAUAAACAAUCAGGUGUU